Cucurbitaria berberidis CBS 394.84 is the source of this 333-nucleotide messenger RNA. RefSeq lists its product as uncharacterized. The transcript has a single exon. The record is from RefSeq and is a predicted model, not a curated record. Bases 99 to 266 code for a protein of 55 amino acids. NCBI's taxonomy places the organism in Eukaryota, Fungi, Ascomycota, Dothideomycetes, Pleosporales, Cucurbitariaceae.
UCUCUCCGUCGUCGCAGCAAGCGCUAUUGUAUUUACGAUUCUCGCACCAUAACUCAACUUUACGCGCCCACAAAGGCCCUAAAUCCUGCCAUCCCGUGAUGUCGACCCAAAUCCCUGCAUCCCCACAGUUCUCACACGCAUCGCACAACUCUCCAUUCCUCGACGACAACUACCGGUUGUACAUGCAAUUCAGCCCACGGCAAGCGACUUCACAUGCUGUACAACCACGCCCCAUGCGCCUUAUCAGACCCAUCGACUUAACAUGAAGGCCCAAAUUGAAUUACCUAAUUCGUCAAUAUUAAUUAACACACAUUCCUCGCUACAACCUACAGG